AUGACUCCUCUCAAGCCUCUCGCAUCUCAGGCAGCCACUGUCUCCUCGAACAAAGACUCCACCGAUGGCGAGGGAGGCGAGCACGAUAACUCUGAGGCGCGUACAACUACUUCCACUGGGGACGUCAUCGUGCAUCCACGAGACUCCAACGUCGUCGUUCUCUGGGGGGAUUGUGACGAUCAGAUCCGUUGGCAGUCCUAUGCGCUUCGGCUCGCAUGGGAAAUGGCAAAAGAGAAGGAACGGUCAACAAAAUUCACGGUCAACUCUGUCAACGACGCCGGCGACGUUGUAUCGAGCAUCGGGCCCGAAACCAAGCCAGAAGAUCUCACCACACGACCGCCAGUCCCCCCCUAUGCACUGCACAGACAGCGUUCAGUGCCAGGAAAAGAGAAACAGGAAAAUGACAACGGCGCUGCUGCUAACCCUCCUGUUUCAAUGGAAAAGUGUAGCUCCAAGCGAGCGUAG
Molecule: messenger RNA, 465 nt
Organism: Clonostachys rhizophaga
Lineage: Eukaryota; Fungi; Ascomycota; Sordariomycetes; Hypocreales; Bionectriaceae
Source: the annotation of a GenBank genome assembly